This is a messenger RNA of Macrosteles quadrilineatus (aster leafhopper), 1908 nucleotides long. RefSeq lists its product as uncharacterized. Gene Ontology annotation, molecular function: DNA-directed DNA polymerase activity; DNA binding; nucleotide binding. The record is from RefSeq and is a predicted model, not a curated record. Bases 1 to 1908 code for a protein of 635 amino acids. The transcript has 2 exons. Lineage: Eukaryota; Metazoa; Arthropoda; Insecta; Hemiptera; Cicadellidae. Gene Ontology annotation, biological process: DNA replication.
AUGGCUUGUAAAAAUCGAACAAGAGUCUUUAAAUCUGAACCGGUCACUCAGUUCAUGGACUAUGUGAUGCAGGUCCGUAAAAAUUUCAAAGAUGUCUGUGUAAUUGCACACAAUGGGCAGGGCUUUGACUUCCAAUUUUUGCUCAAGUAUGUGCUAGAAGAUACAAAGUUCACCCCGAAACUUGUAAUGCGGGGAACUAAGGUAAUUUUGAUGGAAAUUGACAAUGUGAGGUUUGUUGAUUCACUUAGUUAUUUCCCUAUGCCUCUUGCUGCACUACCUAAAGCAUUUGACCUGCCUCCAGAAAAGAAGAAAGGCUAUUUUCCCCACCUUUUCAACACCCUUGAGAAUCAAAAUUAUGUGGGCCCUAUGCCAGCAAAGGAGUUUUACUGUCCAGAAUCUAUGUUUGAAAAAUCACACAAAGAUUUUGAAAACUGGUAUAAUGAUCAGGUUGCAAACCGCGUUACAUUUGACUUUAAAAAAGAAAUCCUCGAGUACUGUAUCUCGGAUGUUGAUAUCCUAGCCCAAGCUUGUUUAAAGUUCCGUUCAAUUUUCCUGGAAGAGUGUAAUGUGGACCCGUUUCUCGAGGCUGUAACCAUUGCCAGUGCUUGUAACCUGGCCUUCCGUCGGAACUUUUUGAAGAAAAAUACUAUCGGCAUCGUUCCUAAAAACGGUUAUAGGCUUACAGACGCUCAAUCGGCAAUCGCGUUACAGUGGCUAUCGUGGGAAGAGGAGAAACGUGGAGUUAGAAUUGAACACGCUGGCCGUGGAAAAGAAGUUAAGAUCAAUGGAAUGAAAGUUGAUGGGUAUGAUGGUCAAAAUAUUUACGAAUUUCAAGGCUGCUACUUCCAUGGCUGCCCCAAAUGCUUUCCCUACGACCGUGAACUUGCUUUGAAAGAGGAUCCCUCUGACUCACUUCACUUGCGAUAUGAACGGACUAAAACUAAAAUAGCAAAGUUGGGCGAUAACGUCGUACAAAUGUGGGAAUGUGAAUUUAGAAAGUUAAAAAAGACGGAAAACCUGAAACACCUAGAAAAGUUGCCGAUCCUCAACAAUUUACCUCUGAACCCGAGGCAAGCAUUUUUUGGGGGCCGAACCGGUAAUGCUAAAACCUAUCACAAAUGCGCUGAAGGGGAAACCAUUGAAUACGUGGAUGUAUGCUCUCUCUAUCCCUGGGUAUGUAAAUAUGGCAAGUACCCUGUAGGCCAUCCAACGAUCUAUGUAGGUGAUAGAGAGUGUAGGCAGAGAGGUCUUAAUGUCGAAGGCCUAUUGAAGUGUAAAGUACUCCCACCACGCGAUCUUUACCAUCCUGUGCUCCCGGCCAAAAUGAAUGACAAGUUAAUGUUUGUUUUGUGCGCGACUUGUGGAGAUGGUCAGAUUCAAAGUGAUUGCGACCACGAAAGUGGUGACAGAGCACUUAUUGGGACCUGGACCAUGGACGAAGUUCGUAAAGCCGUAGAAAAGGGUUAUGUUGUACUCGACAUGUAUGAACUUUGGGAGUAUAAGGUAGCCACAUAUGAAAAUGGGGGAUUGUUUACUGACUUUAUAAAUAAAUUUUUAAAAAUGAAACAGGAAGCAUCCGGGUUCCCGGGUUGGUGUGAAACAGACGAGGACAAAAACAAGUACAUUGACGACUAUUUUAAAAAAGAGGGUGUCCAGCUGGAAAAAGACAAAAUUGUAAAGAAUGGUGGCUUGAGGUCAUUGGCUAAACUGAUGUUGAACUCGUUUUGGGGAAAAUUUGGACAGCGUGAAAAUCAGACCAAAGCUACGAUUGUCAGGGACCCAAAAACACUUUUCAAAAUGUUAACUAGCCCUGAAAUUGAUGUAAAUAGAGUACAGAUUGUCAAUGACGAGGUUGUUGUUGUCAGCUGGGAGUACAUUGAUGAGUUUGAAAGAGAUGGUCCUUGGUGA